AUGGUGCUCUGGGGUCUGGUGCUGGGAACCCUGCUGGUGGCCGUGGUGGGGUGCCUGUGGCUGCUGGGGCUGUUCCGGCAGCGCAGACCCCAGGAGCCCCCUCUGGAUAAGGGCUUCAUACCCUGGCUGGGCCAUGCCAUGGCUUUCCGGAAGAAUAUGUUUGAAUUCCUGAAGUAUAUGCGGGCCAAGCAUGGAGAUGUGUUCACAGUGCAGCUAGGGGGCCAGUACUUCACCUUUGUCAUGGACCCGCUCUCCUUUGGCUCCAUCCUCAAGGAUGCACAGAGAAAACUAGACUUUGUGAAAUAUGCAGAAAAACUGGUGUUAAAGGUAUUUGGCUACCGCUCCGUGCAGGGAGACCACCGGAUGAUACACUCUGCCAGCACCAAAUACCUCAUGGGGGAUGGCUUGGAGGAUCUCAACAAAACCAUGCUGGACAGCCUGUCCUUGGUUUUACUGGGGCCCACGGGCCAGAGUCUGGAUGCUGGUUGCUGGCGUGAAGACGGCCUCUUCCACUUCUGCUACAAUGUGUUGUUCAAGGCCGGCUACCUGAGCUUAUUUGGCUGUACGAAGAACCAGGAGCAGGACCUGCUACAGGCAGAGGAGUUAUUUGUCCAGUUCCGCAAGUUUGAUCUCUUGUUCCCCAGGUUUGUUUAUUCCUUGCUGGGGCCCUGGGAGUGGCUAGAAGUGGCCCGGCUCCAGCGGCUCUUCCACAGGAUGCUCUCCGUGAACCACAACCUUGAGAAGAACGGCAUAAGCAACUGGAUCUCCUACAUGCUUCAGUGUCUGAGGGAGCAGGGAAUGGCCCCAGCCAUGCAAGACAAGUUCAACUUCAUGAUGCUCUGGGCCUCUCAGGGGAACACGGGGCCUAAUUCUUUCUGGGCCCUUUUGUUCCUCCUAAAGCACCCGGAAGCCAUGCGUGCUGUGAGGGAGGAGGCCGCCCAAGUCCUAGGGGAGGCCAAGCUGAAGGCUAGGCCAUCCUUUGGCGUUGAGAUCAGCGCCCUGCACCACACGCCAGUGCUGGACAGCGUGAUGGAGGAGACGCUGAGGCUGGGAACCGCACCCACCCUCCUCAGAGUGGUGCACGGUGACCAUAUGCUGAAGAUGGCCAGUGGACAGGAGUACCUGCUCCGCAGUGGAGACAUCGUGGCCCUCUUCCCUUAUCUUUCAGUGCACAUGGAUCCUGACAUCCACCCGGAACCCACUGCCUUCAAAUACGAUCGCUUCCUCAACCCCAACGGUAGUCGCAAAGUGGACUUCUACAAGUCAGGCAAGAAGAUCCACCACUAUACCAUGCCGUGGGGCUCGGGUGUCUCCAUCUGCCCUGGGAGGUUCUUGGCCCUCAGUGAGAUGAAGCUUUUUGUCCUGCUCAUGGUCACAUACUUUGACCUGGAACUGGUGGAUCCUGAUACACCUGUGCCACCUGUGGACCCCCGGCGCUGGGGCUUUGGCACCACACAGCCGAGCCGUGAGGUGCGGUUCCGCUACCGCCUGCGUCCUGCCAAGUGAGCUCCGCCAAGGGGGCCGCAGGCCUGGCCAGGGAGGCUCCCUUAGGGUCUCCGCCUCCUCUCACCCCUCUGAAGCCCCACCCUCGCCUCCGGUUCUGUGAUAUCUCCUACCUGUGUCCUAGUCGCCUUCCUUGCUCUCUGGUUUUCCUCUAGCCACCUGAUGGGCUUAUCUUUCUCUCUUGAAACACUGUCUGUCACCGUGGGUUCCGCAGAACCUUCCUCUCAUAUGAAGUCCAGGGGAAGGGGGGGAAAUCUGGGGGAAACUUAGUUGGGGAAAUGAUGGCAUAGCUUGACGAGUCUUGCCGUACAGAAACCAGUCAUCAUGAGUAACACAGUGUCCUGCAAAUGUUAACCUCCACCCUCCCACCUCACUGUAUUAUCUUCCUCAAUGUUUACUCCACAUCCUGUGGAAUUCAGGUUCGUCCAAAGCAAUACGAGGCAAGCCACAUGUGUAAUUUUUAAUUUCCUAGUUGAUACAUUUUUUUAAAAAGUAAAAAGAAACAGGUGAAGUUAAUGUUUAUAAUAUACUUAGCCCAAUAGAUCAAAAAUAUUAGCAUUUCAAUAUGUCAAUAUAAGAACAUUAGUAAAAUAUGUAUUUUUUAGUAACAUUGGGACAAAAUAUAUA
Lynx canadensis (Canada lynx) is the source of this 2130-nucleotide messenger RNA. It is a transcript of the gene CYP8B1, whose product is annotated as 5-beta-cholestane-3-alpha,7-alpha-diol 12-alpha-hydroxylase. Gene Ontology annotation, molecular function: iron ion binding; sterol 12-alpha-hydroxylase activity; heme binding. The coding region runs from base 1 to 1506 and encodes 501 amino acids. The record is from RefSeq and is a predicted model, not a curated record. NCBI's taxonomy places the organism in Eukaryota, Metazoa, Chordata, Mammalia, Carnivora, Felidae. The transcript has a single exon.